This is a messenger RNA of Sclerotinia sclerotiorum 1980 UF-70, 138 nucleotides long. RefSeq lists its product with no specific name. The transcript has a single exon. The coding region runs from base 1 to 138 and encodes 45 amino acids. Lineage: Eukaryota; Fungi; Ascomycota; Leotiomycetes; Helotiales; Sclerotiniaceae. The record is from RefSeq and is a predicted model, not a curated record.
AUGCAAGGACCAGGACGCGGAUGCAGUGUUCAAAAGGGACCAGGACGUGGAUGCAACGUUCAGAAGACCGCAGGACCAGGUCGCGGCUGUAACAUCCAACGUGGUCCUGGCCGUGGUUGCUCCGUUCAGAAGGCAUAA